GUUGCACGGCACGUCAUUCCACUGGCCGUUCUGAUGCCAGAUCAUCACCACACAGUCUUCUCCUGAGUUGAAGUAAUUAUCAGUACGACAUGUGAUGCGCUGCCUGGCCUGUCUCCAUGGCUGGAUCAGAGUAGAUGCCCCUGCUGCUUUCUGCCCCAGACUGCAGCGUCAGGGCUAAAUGUGUAAAAGGACUGUCUUUCAUACAAAUGGAGGCCAGGACUGUCAUCAGAUAAGCUGCAGCCUCCAAGUCACUAAAGACUGAAGCCAAUGGAAUGGGUUUUGAAUCUGCUGAAUACUAAAUGAGAAACCUCCGUGACGCUAUCAUUGCAGAGGACUGACCAUCGCCAUAGUUUCUCACAAAGCCUUUUUAGGUUUUGAAAGCCCCUCUUUUCAGUCUCACUCUGCUCCUCUGCCUCAUACACCUUCAUCCAGUGGCUCUGCUGUUCAGCCCACAUAGAGAGGACCCUUCCCUCUCCCCUGGCCCCACAUCGGCGGCCAGCUCUGGCGGUGUGUUGGUGAACGAUGGCGCGGUGGGAAGCUGAGGGCUGCCGCGGGGGACUGUGAUGUCAGAGAACACCAGCCCGGGCGAGAGCCGGCGUGGCGCUCCCAGAUUCUUCGUGGGCUGCGAGGAGGAUGAAAGCGAGGUCCUGGACGAGAGCAUGAGGACAGACAUGGAGCUGUAUGAGGACGACGAAGACUCAGACUCGCCCCCAGAGCAACAGAUCGUGGUGGGGAUCUGCUGCAUGAUGAAGAAGUCCAAGUCUAAGCCCAUGACCCAGAUCCUGGAGAGGCUGUGCAAGUUCGAGUUCAUCACCGUGGUCAUCUUCCCAGAGGAGGCCAUCCUCAACGAGCCUGUGGACAAAUGGCCUCUGUGCGAUUGCCUCAUCUCUUUCCACUCCAAGGGAUUCCCGCUGGAUAAGGCGGUGAGCUAUGCCAAACUGAGAAACCCUCUGCUCCUCAACGACCUGAACAUGCAGUAUUACAUACAGGACAGGAGAGAGGUGUAUCGCAUCCUGCAAGAGGAAGGGAUUGACUUACCGCGCUAUGCUGUGCUGAACCGCGACCCAGAUAAACCAGAUGAGUGUAACCUGGUUGAGGGAGAAGACCACGUGGAGGUGAACGGAGAGAUUUUUCAAAAGCCUUUUGUUGAGAAGCCCGUCUGCGCAGAGGACCACAACGUCUACAUCUACUACCCCACCUCUGCUGGUGGAGGCAGCCAGAGACUCUUCAGAAAGAUCGGCAGCCGCAGCAGUGUGUACUCACCAGAGAGCAACGUGAGGAAGACAGGCUCGUACAUCUAUGAAGAGUUCAUGCCAACAGAUGGCACCGAUGUUAAGGUGUACACUGUGGGGCCCGACUAUGCUCACGCUGAGGCCCGGAAGUCCCCCGCUCUGGACGGGAAGGUGGAGAGAGACAGCGAGGGGAAGGAGGUCCGCUACCCCGUCAUGCUCUCAGCCAUGGAGAAACUGGUGGCUCGUAAAGUCUGCCUAGCAUUCAAGCAAACUGUGUGUGGCUUCGAUCUCCUCCGAGCCAACGGACACUCGUAUGUGUGCGACGUCAACGGAUUCAGCUUUGUGAAGAACUCAAUGAAGUACUAUGAUGACUGCGCCAAGAUCCUUGGGAACAUCGUGAUGCGUGAGCUGGCUCCUCAGUUUCAGAUUCCUUGGUCCAUCCCCACUGAGGCAGAGGACAUCCCCAUUGUUCCUACUACAUCAGGGACCAUGUAA
Molecule: messenger RNA, 1727 nt
Organism: Notothenia coriiceps (black rockcod)
Lineage: Eukaryota; Metazoa; Chordata; Actinopteri; Perciformes; Nototheniidae
Product: inositol hexakisphosphate and diphosphoinositol-pentakisphosphate kinase 2-like
Exons: 11
Coding region: 564-1727 (387 amino acids)
Biological process (GO): inositol metabolic process; inositol phosphate biosynthetic process
Cellular component (GO): cytosol
Molecular function (GO): 5-diphosphoinositol pentakisphosphate 1-kinase activity; inositol hexakisphosphate kinase activity
Source: RefSeq, a predicted model, not a curated record